CGCUUGGUUUGUAGGAUAAAUUAUCCAGGACGCCGGAGCCAUGGCUGUUGUCCUGGACGCUUUGGUGCCGUAUGUGAAGAAGAUGAUUACCAGCAUGGCGGAAGAGGAGGUGCGCAUGCUGCUGGGCGUCUCUGGCGAGAUCAAGAGGCUGGAGGCCAACCUGGUGUACCUGCAGGGCUACCUGGCCGACGCAGAGAGGAGGCACAUCACCGACAAAAGCGUGAAGGAGUGGGUGGGGAGGCUCAAGGACGCCAUGUACGAGGCUACCGACAUCCUCGAGCUCUGUCAACUGGAGGCCAUGGAGCGACCGAAGGAGAGUGGGCGUAAUGCCUCCAGCUCCACCCGCUUCCGUUCUCUCGUAGGGCAGCUGAAGAAGAAGCUGCAGGGCUUCCUCGAGCCGCUUCUGUUCUGCCUGCAGAACCCGGCCUUCACCCAUGAGAUCGGCGGCCGGAUCAAGAGGCUGAACGGGGAGCUGGACGGCGUCCGCAAGGACGCCGCGGUGUUCAACUUCCAUGCCAACUUCGGUUCAUACGAGGAACGGAGGCAGCCGUCGGAUCCGGCGAGCCACAGCAGGAUCAGCAGGACAACGCCGGGGUUCGACGAGUCAUCCAUCGUGGGGGACAAGUUCGAGAUGGACACAAUGGAGUUGGUGCACAAGCUCACCAGCCACGGCCACGACAUGGCAUCCGCCAGGGUGAAGGUGGUGUCCAUCGUCGGCCCGGGCGGCAUGGGCAAGAGCACCCUCGCCAGGAAGGUCUUCGCGCAGGAGGCCAUCAAGGUGGAGUUCAAGACCAGGAUAUGGCUGGGCAUCACCCGGCGCUUCGACAAGGCGGAGCUGCUGAGAGCCGCCAUCACGCACGCCGGCGGCAAGCAUGGCGGCGAGAGGGACGAGUCCAUGCUCGAGACAGCCCUCACCGAUGCCCUGUUGGCCAACAGAUUCCUGCUGGUCUUGGAUGACGUGUGGAGCGACCGAGCAUGGAAGGAGGUGCUCCAGGUUCCUGUCGUCAACGCCGGUCGGAGGCACCCGGGGAGCCGCGUCCUUGUCACCACGAGGAACGAAGACGUCGCUCUCAGGAUGGGAGCCUCCGGCAGCGAUCAAAUCCAUGUCAGCAAACUGGACGACGAUGAUGCCUGGUCCUUGCUCAAAAAACAGCUGCCGCAAUUGCAGGAUGCCGAGAGUCACUUUGAUCAGCUAAAAGAUGUUGGGAUGAAGAUCAUUGAAAAAUGUGACGGUUUACCACUUGCCAUUAAAGUGAUGGGAGGACUCUUAAGCACAAGACACCCAAGCGAACGUGAAUGGGAGAUUGUUCUGAACAAGAAUCUCGAAUGGGAAGAGCAUGGGUCACAGGAGGAACUGAACUACUCGGUACAUCUGAGCUACGACGAUCUAUCUCCAGAGCUGAAGCAGUGCUUUCUAUAUUACUCACUCUUCCCCAAGGGUUCAGAAUUCCUAGAGGAUAUAGCCAUUAGCAUGUGGAUUAGUGAAGGGUUCGUUCAGGCCGACGAGAGGUCAGAGUCAGACCAACUAGACCUAGAGGAGAUAGGAGCUGAGUACCACCGGGAGUUAGUCGCCAGGAACCUUCUAGAGACCAACGAGUCAGCCGAGAGCAGAUGGGCCUACAUCAUGCACGAUGUUGUCCGUUCCUUUGCUCGGUUUGUGGCUAGGGAAGAAGCUCUUGUGGUUCUCAAGGAGCAGACUGACAUUAGAAGCCUUCUUUCACAUAACCAGAGAAUCCGCCGUCUGUCCAUGAAAUUAACCAAUUCAGUACUGGAGUGGGAUAUCCUAGAAAAGCUGGAAUCACUAAGGACACUGGUUAUAGCCUGCAACUUCAAGCCCGGCAGUGGUUCUGGUCCUUCACUUGCUUCUUCUUUUGCUAGCUUACGGGCACUGGAUAUCAGCUUUGCAGACUGCGACUGGUUGGUCGACCAUUUGUCUCAGCUGAGGCACCUACGGUAUUUGUCCUUCACUGACACGGAUGUAUCUAGGCUGCCCCAUGACAUCCACAAGAUGAAGUUCCUUGAGCACAUUGCACUGUUCAACUGCAGGAAGCUGGACAAGCUUCCUGACGGCAUCGUAAAGCUGGGGCGUCUAAGGUAUCUCUCCAUAGAUGGGUCCAGUGUUGAUGUUGUGCCGAAGGGGUUUGGCGCGCUGACGAAUCUGAGGUCAGUCUAUGGGUUUCCGGCACAGAUGGUUGGGGACUGGUGUACUUUAGAAGAACUGGAGCAUCUUUCUCAUCUUAGGACUCUUAGAAUACAUGGUCUGGAAAAUGUGCCUGGUGGUUCGGUUGUGGCAAGGGCCAUGAUCAGCAGCAAGAAGCAUCUCAGCUUUCUGGACUUGAUCUGCCACAAGAAUGAGGAGGAAGAUGGAGUGGGAGGAGAACAGAUUCCUGAAAAGGACCAGGAGCGAAUUGAGGCGGUGUUCGAUGAGCUCUGCCCACCGCCGUAUCUGGAGGAUCUGUUCAUGACAGGAUACUUCGGCUGUCGGGUGCCAUAUUGGAUGCGGGCGCCAACUGCAACGGCCUUCAAGAGCUUGACUGGCAUCACGCUAACGCGUCUGCGCUGUUGCACCCAGCUACCCAAUGGAUUGUGCGGUAUGCUCAGCCUGGAAGGUCUAGCGAUCGAGUGGGCUCCAGCCAUCAAGCUUGUCGGGCCCGACUUCCAAGCCCUUCCAAGUGGAGAUGGCGGCAGCAGCGGCGCCAUUGUUACAAGGCCAUUCCCUAAGCUGACGAACCUGGAGCUGCACAACAUGACGGGAUGGGAGGAGUGGGACUGGGCGGAGGAGGAGCAGGGCGGGGCCAUCUCCAUGCCUGCACUGGAGCAUCUCAGCAUCAUCCAUUGCAUGCUCAGCCGUCUCCCCCCGGGACUUGCUAGCAGCCGCAGGUAUAACCUGAGAACGCUCGACCUCCGCAAGCUCAGCGUCCUAGCGUCACUGGAGAAUUUCCCUUCAGUCAUGGAGCUCGACGUGCUCUACUGCCCCAAGCUCAAGAAGAUCAGCGGCUUUGCGAUGCUCCGAAGGAUGGCCGUCACUGAUUGCCCGGAGCUGGAGACGCUGGAAGGUGUCCCGGUGCUCAAGAGCUUGCUGCUGAAUGAUGAGCCAUGGGAGAUCAUUGGGACGUCUGCGUAUCAUCAAGCUGGACAGCCGCGUCACCUCCCACAAAACCUCGCUAUUAUCAGUAGCUCUGAUCUCAGAGAUGACUGACGUCUGAUGUCUGAUGACAGAAACAGAAGGCGCUAUCGGCCGUCUGCCCCCCAUGCUUAAGAAAAUAUAACAAGAGGGACUCUAAUGUAAGAAUAUAGCGAGUGACUGCAAUAUAUUUCUCUUCCACUGAA
Triticum aestivum (bread wheat) is the source of this 3330-nucleotide messenger RNA. RefSeq names its product putative disease resistance RPP13-like protein 1. The transcript is spliced from 2 exons. The coding region runs from base 41 to 3199 and encodes 1052 amino acids. Lineage: Eukaryota; Viridiplantae; Streptophyta; Magnoliopsida; Poales; Poaceae. The record is from RefSeq and is a predicted model, not a curated record. Gene Ontology annotation, molecular function: ADP binding.